AUGAAUAAUAAAAAUUUUCUAAAGAUAUUAUUGUUUUUAAUUUCAUCGUUGUUAAUUUAUUAUGUAAAUGCUGCUACCAUUAAUACUAUUAAUUUAAAAGAAAUUUAUAAAUUACAACAUAAUGAAUUUUAUGAAGAAUUAAAAAUUCGUAAUAUUUCCAUAAAAGUUCGUCAUGAAUUUGUUGAUUUGAUAAAUGCAAUAAGUUUUGAAGUUGAACAUUUAAAUCAUCUUGAAAUUAUUAAAGAUUUACCUAAUGUUGAUUCUGUUGAACCCAUAAUGAUACAUCAAGGCCCAAAAUUCAUAAAUAAAUCAAUCAAUCAAAAUAAUGGUUUAAACAAACGUGAUUGGAUUUCACAUGCACCUUUAAUAUUAUCAUCAAAAAUAGAUCUUAAUACGCCUCAUCAUAUGACAGGUGUUGAUUGGGUUCAUAAACAUCUCGAUGUUACUGGAAGAGGAGUAAGAGUUGGUGUUAUUGAUACUGGUAAAUUAUUUGCACAUUUUUUGUUUUAUUUGCUUUUAUACAUAAAACAAAUAGAUGAUAUGAAUGAAUUGAUCUUUGUAGGAAUUGAUUAUAGACAUCCAGCAUUUGGAGGAUGUUUUGGUCCAGGAUGUAUUAUCGGUGCCUUGGAUGAUGCAAGUGGACUUGUAGGUGUUGCUCCUGAUGUAACAUUUGGAGCAUAUAGAGCAAUGGAUUGUUCUGGUCAAGGUUCAGAUGAUGCACUUAUAAAAGCAUUGGAGCAAGCUUCACGAGAUAAUAUGGAUAUUGGAGGAAAUUUCUGGGCAUCAACACCAUUAUCAGACUCAAUAGGAAAAAUGAUAGAAUCAGGCGUUGUAGUGGCUGUAGCCGACGGUAAUAGUGGCCUUGAUGGUCUUUGGAAAACAAUAUCUUCAGCAUUUGGAUAUAAAUCAUUAUCGGUCGCUUCUGUUGAAAAUAGUCAUUUUUUGGGUUUUAAAGCACAUGAUAUAAAUGACAAUGAUUGUUCUCUAGAAUAUUUAACAGUAACAGCAAGGGCUUUACCAUUUGAUAAAGGAGAGGUUGUCAUGUUUCCGAAACAUUCAUGUCCUGAAGAUUUGUCAGUAUAUCAUAAUAAAAUACUAUAUCUUGAUUUAUCUUCCAAUAGCACAUCGAAGAAAGAUUGCCCUCCUCUUCCGCCAGAAUUUGUUGAUAAAUUAUUAGCAUUGAUAAUAUCAAAAGUUGAUUUAUUUGAUCCAAUUUUAGCAAAUUUCGACAUCAAAAGUUUAAAAUUACCAAUGGCUACGAUAUUAUCACGACAAGCAAAUAAAUUAGUAGAAAGAUUGAAAAAAAAUCCGGGUGGUUUAGAAUUUGAUUUUUCUGAUAAACGUGGUUAUAUGAUUCAAAGUCAUGUUGGUGGAACUGUAUCCUAUUUUUCAUCUUGGGGAUUAACACCUUAUCUAGACAUCAAGGAAAUAGCAGCUCCAGGUGGAAUUAUUUUUUCAACAUUUCCAAUAAAUCUUGGUAGUUAUGCAAAUUUAAUGGGAACGAGUAUGGCAACACCAUAUAUAUCUGGUGUAGCAGCUUUAAUAAGACAGGCCAAUAAAAUAGAAAAAAAUUCUCACCGUUUUAUUCAAAAGGCUUUAAUGAAUUAUGCGAUACCAGUUCACGAUCAAAUAUUCAAAAUAGUCCCACCAGUUUUAAGACAAGGUGCUGGAUUAGAAAUAGCAGCUCCAGGUGGAAUUAUUUUUUCAACAUUUCCAAUAAAUCUUGGUAGUUAUGCAAAUUUAAUGGGAACGAGUAUGGCAACACCAUAUAUAUCUGGUGUAGCAGCUUUAAUAAGACAGGCCAAUAAAAUAGAAAAAAAUUCUCACCGUUUUAUUCAAAAGGCUUUAAUGAAUUAUGCGAUACCAGUUCACGAUCAAAUAUUCAAAAUAGUCCCACCAGUUUUAAGACAAGGUGCUGGAUUAGUAAAUGUUUAUAAUUCAAUUAGAGCUAUGGCGUUUGUUCAUCCAUUCAAACUUGCUUUAAAUGAUACAGUCAAUGGUAAAAAAGAUGGUUAUUAUGACCUUAGCAUUGAAAACUAUUGUGAUAAACAUUUGGAAUAUCGUUUAGUUCAUAUGCCAGCUGUUUCAGUAAAUGGUUAUGAUGGAGAGAAACAGUUAUUACUACAGGAAUUGAAAUAUCGUAGAGAAUAUGCAGUUGUAAAUUUUAAACGGGUGUUUAUUAAAAUUGAACCUUUUGGAAAAGAAAAAAUAACAUUAAAAAUAACACCACCAAAAGAUUUACCGUCAUCUGAACAUUGGUUUUAUAGUGGAUUUAUAAAAUUUGUUCCUGUAGAUAGCGAUGAUCCAAUUAUUUCUGUUCCAUAUGGUGCCGCAAAAACGUUACCAAUAUUUGCAAAACCAGAUUAUCCACAACUUUACUACGACUCUAAAUCAUUAUAUUUUCCCAAUGAAACAGCCACUUAUGGAAUGAAAAAUAAAACAGAUGCUCCAAUUAUAUUAAUAUCAUUAUCAACACCAACAAAAUUAUUACUUGUACAGGUACUAGAUGAAAAUCAAAAAUUGUUAGGUUUUGUACCUGAUAUUACGUAA
Molecule: messenger RNA, 2550 nt
Organism: Entrophospora sp. SA101
Lineage: Eukaryota; Fungi; Glomeromycota; Glomeromycetes; Entrophosporales; Entrophosporaceae
Source: the annotation of a GenBank genome assembly